AUGGCGAAUAUAACAAGUUUAAUUCUGCUAAACGCUUCAAUCAUCAAGCCAUCUGGUUACUGCGAGAAUCUUCAACCGUUUUUGGACAUGGAUAUCAGGAAGAAGCUGCCACAGUACUACGUUAUCGCUUCUCUAACGGCUUCUUUUUUCAUGUUCAUGCUUUGUUUUUUCGCAUUGUUUUUAAACGCAGUAGUUGUGUUCGUCACAUGGCGAACGCCCGCGUUGCACUCGCCGAGAAACAUUUUGCUUUGCUCCUUGGCAGCCACCGACUUUUUUGUUGGUUUCACAUCUCAGCCGUUCUUCGUUGUAGCCGAACUGUUCUUGCUAUUUGGCCAAUUGGAAAGAUACUGCCUGACUGUGUUUAUGCUUUUCUAUUCAAGCUGGCUCUUCAAUGGGAUUUCUUUCCUAACUCUGACGGCCAUUAGCUUCGAGCGAUAUCUCGCUCUGCGCUUUCAUCUUCGAUAUACAGAAUUGAUAACAGCCUCUCGCGUGGUCAUAACGGUUGUUAUCUACUGGUUAAUAUGGGCGACUUUGGUUACAGUUCUUUGGUUUUGGGCCACCAGCAAGCUCUUAGCUUAUGCACUCACGGCUGUGUGUCUUGUAAUGGGAGUCAGCGCUUUGAGGUGCCUUUCCCUUAUUCACAAAACUAUGAAAAGGCACAAUAAACACGUACGCGAUACAAAUCAAAAAACCUUUCAAAGUAUGAUUCGCUAUCGCCGCAGUACAAACACAAUGAUCAUUCUCGUGGCCGCGUUUGCGUUAAGUUAUAUCCCGUUUGUUAUCACCACUGCAGUUAGUGCCUCGCAAGAACAAGAAGAUCUAAGAACAUCUGUGGCACAUUGCUUGGCAGUUGCAGUCAUGUUUGCAAACUCCUCUGUGAAUCCUGUGAUCUAUUUCUGGCGAGUAACUGAGCUUCGCGAAGCGGCCGAGCGAACUUUGAGGAGAUUCCAUCCUCUAAAGACAAAACGAAGUGACACGGAGUUUGACACAAGAUAA
This is a messenger RNA of Pocillopora meandrina, 996 nucleotides long. NCBI's taxonomy places the organism in Eukaryota, Metazoa, Cnidaria, Anthozoa, Scleractinia, Pocilloporidae. The record is from the annotation of a GenBank genome assembly.